AACACUCGUAGUGGCCGCAGUUCCAUCAGCGUUGUUGUAAACGUACGCGUUUAGCCGAUUGCUAAAUCAUCCGUCCCGACUAAUCGUAUUUCGUAACGUUCGAAAUUAAUCACUUGGCGAUUAACCACGUGAUCGCUCGUGAAAAUGUUUAAUUGUAUCAUCACGGCGGACAUGUAUAUAUUCGCGCUGCAUAUUGACAUUGGAUAGUUUUGUCCCGUUUCGUGAAAUUUGAUCGCACUCAUGAGCAUCAAAUUGAAAUUUGACACGACGGACGCGAGCGACGUAAUAUCGGCGAGCAAUAAUGUUCUUUUUUAAUUUAUAAAUAUUAAUCUUUCGUUUCUAAAAAAAAUCCGUGAGAAAAAUAUUCAAAAGUUUUCAAAUAUACGUCGUACAUUUUACGUCUCGUUUCUACUCGUUCUGUUAUUGCGAUCUUGUGAAAAUUAUUCUUUCUGACACUCUUCUCCAUAAUUUACGUACGUGUCUGAAAACUGCGCGGACACCUUUUCAAGUUUGUUCUCUGUGUGAUCGCUGACAGAACUGUCGGAAACUCGGAGUAAAUCGGAGAACUCGGAUUGGCACUAAUUAAUUACGGAAAUCCACGUUAUUCACUUGAAAAAAAAUACCAAAAAAAACUGUAUAAAAUUGACAUUUUUCCGAAACAUCUUACACACUCGUGUCUGUGCUCUUCAUCAUUAAUUUUUUUUGCAAUUUUUCUCAGCGCACGUUUGUGUAGGAACAAAACUUUUUACAUGGGGUAAGAGAAAUUUCGGUAAAUCUUGGAAAGGAUUAUUAAACUUCUAUCGCAACAAAUCACGAAUUUAUAUCUGAAUUGUGUCUGUGACGCAGGUGCAUUCGCCGCGCGUUAUAUUUGCAAAAAUAAUGAAACGAACGUUUAUUAAAUGAAGAGCAUGAUAAUACAGAAGUAAGAGAAAAGUUAUUUAAGGGAACGAACUCGAAGAUGAUAUCGACAGGAUGUUUGGUGUACGUGUACACCCGGACACGUGUGUACUCGGCGAUUUUAACGAAAAAAACCGUGAUGAGAAAACUUGAUACGAUCCGAUUCUUGUGAACAAAAAAGAAAAACAGUUAAACUUGCCUGUUGAACGCGGAGUGUUUUCGCAAAAGUUCGAGGAGAGAGAAAAGACUGAACUUGACAUAUUGCGUCACGACCUUUACCUUCUGUCGUCGCGCAAGUUCGUGUAACUACCGCUUUUAACGAAGUUCCUUCACACGCUCUUUCUUUUUAAGAAACUCGACAACACACACACUCUCCGGUGUUCAGGUUUUCAAAGACAUUCUUUCUCACGUUUUUUCAACAAGAUACACGUUCGUGCGAUAAAUAAUAAAGUCACGUUAAACGUGUGAAUCUAAAAAAAAAAAAAAAACAUUGUGAAUCUAAAAAAUUGCAAGAAUCCUCGCGAUCCUUCCUAACAAGACUAAACAUGUCAGUGCUGUGUAACCGCCUCGAAUGCGCGUCCCGACAUAUCCGAAGCGAGAGGAUUUGCGAGAGAAUUUCUGUCCCGAGGGCGAACGCAGAAUCGACGUAGUUCAAACAGGAAAGUGAUUGAGAAACUCGCAAUAGGAGAUGCGCAUCCGGUCUCAGCAGCUGGGUCUUCGAGGAAAGUCUAUGAAGACAUCGACGCAGGAAGGCGACUACGUUAAUUUGGAAAACAUGGCCCGCUUCCAGCAGAAGCAGCUGCAGGAGAAGGAGCAGAAACUGCUGCAGCUGUACGACCAACAGCAGCAGAGAGCCUACCAGGUGGUGCAAAAGGGUAGCGCGGGUUCCAACGGGUCUAAUCACGGUUCCACAGUUAGAACCACAACGACCACCCACACGACCUCGACCUCGCAAGGCGGCAAGGUGAGGCAAAUGUUCGACGAGAGACGGCAAACCACCGUGAAAGGGAUCGACAGAAGUUACCCGCUCGAACCGCUCGAGAACAGACUGCGAAGGCAAGCGAACGGCAACGUGACAACGCAGAGAAACGGUAAUUCGACAACGGUGAAUCGACAAUCCGUCAGCGUGAGACGCGUGGCGCGCGCGGACGUCAACAGUAACGUCAACGGUGGUAAACCCGUCGUUACGUAUCACGAAGAAAUCGCUCGCGAGUCAUUCGGCCCGUCCGCACGUCGUCACGAUGACGUGGACGAAUUCGACGUCGAGAAUCGCGUCUCCACGUUCGCGAACGGACACUAUCGUCACGAUGACAACGAGCACGAGGACGUGUUGGAUCACGACACGAUAGAUAGAAACCGCAUGAUGGCCAAGAUCCAUCUGAUGGGAUUCGACGAGACUCUGAAGAAUCGCGUGAGAAACGAUUUGGAGAGCGAGGAAUUCCCGGAUUACCUAAUGGUGGACGUGCCCGAGAAGUUGCCGAAGAGAAACGUCACGAAGAAGUUGUCCCAGGCGGAGGCGCGACUCGAACGAUUCAAAAACGCGAACGCGAAGAGGAGCAACAUGACGAAACAAUCGAACCCAACGAGCACUGUGAUAAAGAAGCGAUCGGAGCAAAUAGUCCCGGCAAGAUCGAAUUCUGGAAGGAUCGCCGGAAUUUUCACGAGCGGCGGCGCAGGAAGUGCUCGGUUUACAGAGCUCAAUCAGAGAACUCUUGGGAAUAGAAAAACUCCUCUCCCACUCAAGUCUGUCAAAUCCCGCGUAGCCGACGAUAUAUAUAAGAAAAGAAUGGAGAAUAACCCGGAUGUUGAGAUACUCGACCGACGGGGGGAUAGUCCGCGAAGUUUCUCGGGAGGCUGGAGAAGCUUCGCAAAACCGGAAUCCACUUCGUGGACUUAUCAUCCCGGAAGUAAUGAUUUCAAAUCACCGGGAGAUGGAAAAAUAUUUGCGAAGCCCGACGCGAGUCCGCGAUUCUUUUGCAAAGAAUCCGAAAAGUCCGCUACAACUAUGAGCAUCGAGCCGAGAUCCGAUUCGCCGUUAUUUUAUCGACAAACAACAGAACGACCGUCGUUUUUUCUUCACGAAUCCGAGCGGCGACGAUCUGGAACGAUUCUCGGCGAGUCCUACUCACCGAACAGAAUCUCGUCGAGGCAAAGCAGCUCGAGUCCUCUCUAUCCUUUUCGAGAAUCCAAACGAUACGAGACGACUCUCAAUGCGGCUCGAGAAGCGACCGGACCGAAAUCGGUGGAGAGACGAAACACCGCUCCGCAAUUUUAUUGCAAAGAAUCCGAACGAUCCGCGACGACUAUGAGCAUCGAUCGCAAAGUUAGCGAAUCCAAAUCGCACGACCGAGCACCAAAGCGAGAAGGUACAAGUCCGGGCGAGAUUUUCAACGAGCGACGAUCGGCAAAAUUGCCGAAAAACGUCGCUCGUCGAGAAUACGACGAAUCGUCCGGAAUCGCGCGCGGUACGAGUCCGCAGUUCUUUUGCAAGGAAUCCGAAAAAUCUGCUACAACAAUGCUGAUCGAGCCGAGGAGACGAUCGAGUCCAACGAGGAGCAUAUUAAAACAACGCAACUACGCCUCUCCGCAUUUCUUUUACGAGCAAUCUCUAUCAAGUAACAAGAAAGCGAGUUCUGAUCAUCGUUCGAGGCACGAGGUAAAAACUAUCGCGAAGGGAAACGAAAUUCCCGACGCUGUUACACAGACGCGCAGAUCGUCCAAGAUUUCGGAAACUUCCGCGUCGACCAGUUCGAUCGCGAGCCUGAAGUACGGUCUGGAAUUCGAUAACAUUUUGCAAUCGGCGGGUCUCGUUCGGAAAUUUAUAAGAUCUCAGCGCGACGCGGAACGGCGCGACGCUCGUCGAUCGCCUACGAAACGCGAUAUCAAAAAUGUAAACGCCUCGAGAAAUAAUAAAUCGAAGAUCGGAUUUGAUACUUGGUCGCUUUCUCGAAAAGCGAGAUCGCCGAUUCUCGCCGAAAGUAAGACGAGAUUCACGCCGGAAUCGCCUCGCAAGAGUGUCACUCCGAUCGAAGUUGACAUGGAGAUUCAGGAGAUCACCAUGACCGACCAUCGUAUCGAGAGCGACAGAUUUCGAGGAGCGACAACUCCGAAACGGCAGAAUAACGGAACGUACACGAAGCCGAUCGUCGGCGACAGAACGAAAUCGAAAUCUUGGAUCACGUAUCCGAUUGUGCGCAAAACGCACAAACAGAGAACGUCCAUCCUGGAUUCGGACGUCUUCAAGUCGAGGAGAGAUUUCUCCGGGAAAGGUCACCGAAGAGAUGAUGAAGACAAUGCCGUUGGUUUCUCGACCGGAAGUUCUCGGCGUGCGAAUCGUCGUGAGGAAAUGCGAUUCGAUCGACCGCGGAGCUUGCGGUCCGCGCAAUUGACGCGAUACACCCCAAAAGACAAAACCUCGUUGACGAAGAACGAACACGCUCGAGGAGAAGACGUUAAUAAAAUUGUAACGUCAAAUGAGGUUAACGAUAAGAUCAAUGUUAAGUAUCAAACGAUAGUCGAAAGCGCUUUAGGUGGAAAGAUCAAAGGCGGUAAGGAUAUUCGUUCUCUCGGUCGGAUCGCAGAUAGAGGUGGCUCCUCUCGAAAACCGAUCCGGACGCCGAUGAAAUCGAGCACCUCGACGAGGGAUACGAUUUCCCUGAAAAGAGGAUGCGGCGAGCAACACGAUGCAAAACCUCGAGUCUCGUUGCGGGUCUCGAAAAAAACGGAAAUUUCUCGCGGCGUUAACGUCCCGAGAAGCUCGUCUCGUAAAAUUACACCGAAAUGGGAUCGAUAUUCAAAAUGUUUGUCGCCGAUCGCGAGAAAAUCGACAACGAGAUCGUUCGAUGAAGGAACGGGUCGCGCGAUCGAAAAAUCGACAGACGCUGAGCGGAAAGCGCUAACGCGACGAGAAGACAAAUGUGAACACGAUUUGAGGAGAAUGGACUCCGUGGAGUCGGCAUUGAGACGAUUCGACUCCAUAGGCGCGGAAUCUGAAUUUCCGAGCGACCGAACGUCGUCGGCGAUUUCCCUGCGAAUGAUGGAUGCGAAACCUCGCCUCGUCGGGGAAUCGAGCGCAUCAACGAUAAUCUUGCGUCGCGAGAUGACGAGUAAUAAGAUUUCAAACUCGACCGCGAGAUCUUCGGAAUCCGUCCAAGAUCGCGAAAUGAAGACCGCGGCGCAGCGUGAGAGAGAUCUGAAGAUUUUGGGAAAGCAAAUAUCAACGUCGUCUAAGAAACUGGCGAAACUCGGAAAUUCGAUCGAGAACAAGCGGGCGCGGACGCAAACUCGAUCUACAUGCAAACGGCAACUAUUCGCAUCCGAUUUGAAGAAGGAAACUCGAAAAGAAUCGAGUAACGCGAAAACGCGCAAAAAAGCAAAUUACAUAUCCGUAAAUCGUAAAUCGCGCAAAGACGAUGCGGGUUUCGUGUCUCGCGAGAUCGCGACGAGAGAAUCGGAAGAAGAAACGUCAACUGUUUCCGUGAGACCGCUGCGAUCAAUCGAGGAUAUUCGAAAGUCGAUCGAUAAUAACGAACUAAGUGAACGAACGACUAUCACUGUUACGAAAGAGUCGAGGUCGGCAAUUGCAAACCGGUGUUCGGUCUGGCGGGAUGGCGACGCGGAAAGAUCGAUUCGCGCGGCACAAAAUGCAUUUCUCGUGGGUGAUCGCGCGAGGUCCAUUAAAGCUAAGUCCUGCAUAUCCAGGAUUACGAAGAGCCCGAGUCCCGAUCCGGCCGCGAGGAAGCACGAGACGAACACGCGAGCAAUAAGAGGAAGUGCUUCUUCGUCUCUCUCGAAAAGUCCUGAUAUCCCGUCCCGGCGCGCGUCCACAGAAUUGAAGAAUCAAGACGCGAAGCCUUCGAGAAAGUCAGUUACCGCGAAAGGAGCGGAUCUUACGGGAGGUAAGGGGGCCGGAACAUUCGACGCAGCUGAUGGAGUCGCGAACGAUUCGCCGCACGAAUCCGCGACAAAGAAAUCCAGCGCCUUUGUGAUCGACUUCAACGGCUCGUCGAAGGAAGACGACACAAUGCCGUCGAGAAAACCGCCAAUGAGGAAGACCUUUAGCGAUAAACAACAAAUAACUCCGAAUACAGGUCGAUCAAGUUCGUCGUCAAAUUCCAGUGUUAGUUUAUCUCAAGUUUCCAGUGCAAAAGAUAAAAUGAUAUCAAGAGCUAGAACUUCUGCAGGUGACUUGGUAGCAUGUAAAACAUGCGGACGUCACUUUGCGCAGGAUCGCGUCAGCCUGCACCAGCAAAUUUGUGAGAAAACGUUGAAAAAAGAAAGGAAGAAAUUUGACACGGUACUGUUUCGAACCAGAGGAACCGAUCUCGAACCUUUUGUGAAGAAAGGCUUUGUCAAGAAGCAAGAAGCCAAGUCAAAAAAGCAGUCGCCAACUAAACCGGAUUGGCGGCGCAAACACGAGGAAUUCAUCAGCGCGAUCCGUUAUGCCAAGCAGGCGCAGGCGUAUCAGGCGGCAGGUAAAGAUUUGCGCGACCUGCCACCACCGCCGCCCAGCGACACCAGCGAUUACAUUCAGUGCCCGCAUUGCAACAGAAAGUUCAAUCAGGCCGCCGCGGAACGGCACAUUCCCAAGUGCAAGGAUAUGCAGCACAAUAAACCCCGAUCGUUGAGAACGAGGCGCUAGAGAAAGCGCAUCGAUAUCGACAUAUACUUUCUUUCCGCGAGUCCAUUUUUUUGCAUUUCUCUAAUAUAAAUUAACGUGGGAUCAUAUUCUCUUUUCUCCCCGGAAUUCUGCAAAUUACAAUUAAUAUUCCUCUUUGUGUUGUCAAACUUUACGCGAUUCGUAGAAGUUAAAUGUUCGUGAGUUAUAGAAUUGAAGAAUUUAUUUCCGACUUUUUUAAAUUUAAAUUUUACGUAUGUAAACAUUACAGAGAGAUUAUAUAAAUGAUAUUUUUUUUAUAUAUAUUGAGAGACCUACUAUAUAGUUCUUUUUUUUAAUAUUUUAC
Messenger RNA from Pseudomyrmex gracilis, 6860 nucleotides. RefSeq lists its product as uncharacterized. The coding region runs from base 1586 to 6538 and encodes 1650 amino acids. The transcript is spliced from 9 exons. The record is from RefSeq and is a predicted model, not a curated record. Lineage: Eukaryota; Metazoa; Arthropoda; Insecta; Hymenoptera; Formicidae.